Messenger RNA from Solanum pennellii, 919 nucleotides. RefSeq names its product eukaryotic translation initiation factor 5A-3-like. NCBI's taxonomy places the organism in Eukaryota, Viridiplantae, Streptophyta, Magnoliopsida, Solanales, Solanaceae. Gene Ontology annotation, molecular function: translation elongation factor activity; ribosome binding; RNA binding. Gene Ontology annotation, biological process: positive regulation of translational termination; positive regulation of translational elongation. Bases 145 to 624 code for a protein of 159 amino acids. The record is from RefSeq and is a predicted model, not a curated record. The transcript is spliced from 5 exons.
AAACGCAGAAGAGAAGUUCAGAAAACCCUAAAAAUAUAAAAGGGGGCUUUUAAACGCAGAAGAGAAGUUCAGAAAACCCUAAAAAUAUAAAAGGGGGCUUUAGGCGCAGGCGUAGGUGUUGAGAAGCUUCAAUUGUUAGUGAAAAUGUCUGACGAAGAGCACCAAUUUGAAUCAAAAGCAGAUGCCGGAGCUUCCAAAACUUACCCUCAACAAGCUGGUACUAUUCGGAAGAACGGUUACAUUGUAAUCAAAGCUCGUCCUUGCAAGGUUGUGGAAGUCUCCACUUCCAAGACUGGCAAGCAUGGACACGCCAAAUGUCACUUUGUAGCAAUUGACAUUUUCACUGGCAAGAAACUUGAGGAUAUUGUUCCCUCUUCACAUAAUUGUGAUGUCCCCCAUGUUAAUCGUACAGAUUACCAGCUUAUUGACAUCUCCGAGGAUGGAUUUGUGAGUCUCCUCACUGACAGUGGUAAUACUAAGGAUGACCUGAGGCUUCCAACAGAUGAGAAUCUUCUCUCACUGAUCAAGGAUGGAUUCGCGGAGGGCAAAGACCUUGUUGUGUCUGUCAUGUCUGCCAUGGGAGAGGAGCAGAUUAAUGCACUGAAGGAUAUUGGUCCUAAGUAAGAUGUGCCAAGGGAGAGAAGGGACAUGACGGUACCAGCUUGUUCAAGAACAUCUACUUCUACUUUGCGUUCUUGAUACGCAAGCCCCCAAUUUCUAUUUGAUCCUAUAUCCAUAGUCCUCGAGUUAGAUUGUUGUUCUAAUAUUUGUUUGAAUUUAUCUGAUUACUUUAAACGUUUUCAAAUCUCCUUGUUCGAUGAGUUUAGUGGGUCAUUAUAGUAGAAGUAAUAAUUCAUUAACUUUCUGUAUUAAUAGUAUUCUGUUUGGUACAUCUUUGCAGUAGUUAUACGCUCUAAAA